Molecule: messenger RNA, 927 nt
Organism: Caenorhabditis auriculariae
Lineage: Eukaryota; Metazoa; Nematoda; Chromadorea; Rhabditida; Rhabditidae
Source: the annotation of a GenBank genome assembly
AUGGCGCAUUCUCUCCUUGGAAUGGUCGAUAUUCUCAAAACAGGAGGAUUUUUCGCUUGUUACGUCAACAUCCACAUAGUGUGCGACGAAAUCUGCGCGGACGUGCGAGAGUAUUUAGGAGGGUUUCGAGAAACCAUAGAAAUGGCUGCUCGCUAUUUCUUUUUCAACUUGAAGAAGAACGGCAGACCAGAUGCCUUUGUUUAUAAAGUAUGUUUUUUUGAAGUUUUUCGAAUUUAAAUAGUUCUCAUGAAGUAAAUAUAUAUUGCUUUGCAGAUUCGUUUUUGAUGAAAAGCUGGCUGGUGUUCAUUCCGGCCGAUUAUGUACGGUUACGGAUCAUGAUGGCACAACGAAUUAUCAUAUAAAAACGAACUACGGAGGACCAAAAAAAUCAAGCUCUCGGUCCGGAAUGCCGCCAAAUCUUCGAGAAGUAUUCGGUUAUUCGCUCCUCCAGCUGAUUGGAGUUGGACCUGAGUCGCAUUUUUUCUGUCCUCCUCCUGGAACUUCGACUAGGACAAUCUUUAUAGCAACAAAGUCCGUACUCAAUUUUGAGAGUAAUCGAAUGGAUCAGCUCACUACGAAGAGCAAAAACAUCAAAAACAUUCUGAUCGAAAUUCACGUUCUGUGCUCUAUUUUUUGUAUAACAGACGUUCAUCAAGACAAUUGUGGUCAGGUCGAUGGGAAAACAAUCAUCAUCGAUUUCGCCAUACCCUUUCGAGAAGGUAUGUUUUUAUGAAAUGUAUAAGAAACGAAUUAUCAACAUUUUUAGGGUAUCAACGGGAAAACGUUUGUCAGCUUGUUCGCGAAGGAACGCCCGCUCCUGUUGACACUCUCGUGAACGGCGUUGCAAACAGAGAGCUCCGAAAAGUAGUGGAGGCAUGUUCUUCAGACGAACGCAUCAAGAUUGCAAGAACUGCGAUAGAUAAAUGA